UUCAGUUGCCUCCCUGUCAGUCACUAGUGGAACACAGUUCUUUAGCUACCCAAACCAACUCUCCGAUUAGAUUCGGCGAUCCCUCUUCCCCCCUCUCUUCGCUGCGGCACCCCCGGGAAUCCUCCGAUCCAAUCCGGAGCACGCCACCGCCGCCGCCGCUGCCAUACGGCAGCCAUGGCGGAGCCGCUCUCCUCCUCUUCCCAGGGUUCAUCGGUUCCCUAUUGCUAGCUGACGGACAAGAGGGCGUUCUUUUUGUGUGUAUAUAAUUCAAUGAUGUUUUGGCCAACGAAAAGAAGGGGAAGAAAAGGAGAAGAAGAUUAUGUUACUCCGAUAUAAUAAUUAAGGGCCUCUCGUUGUUUUAACUUUUAAAAUUUGGCUUAUAUGCAUAAGCAUAAGCGAAACAAUGGGGCUCUAACUCUAUUAUAUGGUUUCUAAACAGCUGCUCAGGAAGAAAGGGUAGUGGUAACGAAUAAACAUGGAGAGAAACUCGUUGGGUUGCUGCAGCACAUGGGUUCCAACAAGAUUGUAGUGAUCUGCCAUGGCUUUACAGCUUCCAAGAAUGAUAGCAUCAUUGUUGAUCUAGCGAAUGCACUUACCAAGAAAGGGGUUGGAAUCUUCCGCUUCGAUUUCAGUGGAAAUGGAGAAAGUGAAGGGGAAUUCCAGUACGGGAACUACAGAAAGGAGGCUGAUGACUUGCAUUCUGUUAUUUCACAUCUUAAUCAGGAGAAAUAUGAUGUGAAAGCAAUUGUUGGUCACAGCAAAGGAGGAGAUGUGGUGGUUCUGUAUGCCUCUAUCUAUGACGAUGUGCGCACAGUGGUUAAUCUCUCUGGUCGAUUUCAUUUGGAGAAAGGCAUUGAAGAACGGCUAGGCAAAGAGUUUAUGAAUAUAAUUGACAAAGAGGGUUACAUUGAUGUCAAAACCAACUCAGGAAAGGUUUUAUAUAAGGUAACAAAAGAGAGUUUGAUGGAACGAUUGACCACUGAUAUGCAUAAAGCAUGCCUUUCCAUCAGCAAAGAAUGCAGGUUUUUCACAGUUCACGGUUCAGCCGAUGAGAUCAUUCCUGUGGAAGAUGCAUACGAAUUCGCGAAGCAUAUACCGAACCACAAGCUACAUGUCAUCGAGGGAGCAAAUCACUGCUACACUGCUCACCGUAAAGAGCUUUCUGAUGCCGUGGUGGAUUUCAUUACAUCCAGUGAGGAUGGGGAUAACUCGUCGGCAUAAGAUGAAUUGAGUUGUGAUGGGUUGUUUCUGUACACUUAUAGACCAUUUAUAAGCUUGUUGAAGUUGCCAUAUUAUCCCCAUCUGAAGAAUCCUGGAUGUUGGCCAUUGUGAUGUGUGCAUUCAGUAUUUCAGUAUUGUUUCUGAUUUAUUGGUUUGGAACUGAAAUUCUGAAACUGUACCAUAUUUGAAUAAGCAAUAAAGCGUCGCAAUAAAUCUUUUCAACGAAACAA
Oryza sativa Japonica Group (Japanese rice) is the source of this 1451-nucleotide messenger RNA. RefSeq lists its product as uncharacterized. The record is from RefSeq and is a predicted model, not a curated record. NCBI's taxonomy places the organism in Eukaryota, Viridiplantae, Streptophyta, Magnoliopsida, Poales, Poaceae.